Messenger RNA from Camarhynchus parvulus, 4896 nucleotides. RefSeq names its product RB binding protein 8, endonuclease (gene RBBP8). Bases 1648 to 4371 code for a protein of 907 amino acids. The transcript has 19 exons. NCBI's taxonomy places the organism in Eukaryota, Metazoa, Chordata, Aves, Passeriformes, Thraupidae. Gene Ontology annotation, cellular component: site of double-strand break. Gene Ontology annotation, molecular function: Y-form DNA binding; double-strand/single-strand DNA junction binding; single-stranded DNA binding. The record is from RefSeq and is a predicted model, not a curated record. Gene Ontology annotation, biological process: double-strand break repair via homologous recombination; DNA double-strand break processing involved in repair via single-strand annealing.
CGAUGAGCCAGGAAAACUGUUAAGAUCAAGAGGGUGGGGGGAAGCCCCCCACAUACUUCUGUGUGCAAGCCCCAGCAACCAGAAUAUGAAUCCUGGGGCGCAGAUGGAUUUAACAGCAUAGUCUUAAAGGCAAGGCCACUUCUGGCACAGUUGUACACCCCGAUGAUCCUUUUUACAUCUAAACCAGCAAGAACUUCUUUCAGGGAGGCUGGGGCAGCAUUUGUUUCAAUUCAGCCUCCCGCUCACACUUUUGAUUUUCCAGAGGGUGCUGUGCCACCAAACUGUGGCACCAGCCAGGGCCUGACUUGUUUCCUUGGCUUUCUUCUGGCAGCUCCCUGGGAAACCCCAAGUUCUGGGCCAGAGGAGGAGAGGGCUGAGACAACACCUGGUGAUGUCAAUGAACAAACAUGAGCCAGCAGUGUGCCCAGGUGGCCAAGAAGGCCGACGGCAUCCUGGCUGUGUCAGCAAUAGUGUGGCCAGCAGGAUUCUCUACCUGGCAUUGGUGAGGCCGUGAGGCUUGGGCCCCUCAGUUCAGGGAGGACAUUGAGAUGCUGGAGCGUGUCCAGAGAAGAGCAGCAAAGCUGGUGAAGGGUCUGGAGUACAUGUCCAUGAGGAGCUGCUGAGGGAGCUGGGGCUGUUUAGCUUCGAGGAGGCUCAGAUGAGACCUCAUUGCUCUCUACAACCACCAGGAAGGAGGGGGCAGCCAGGCGGGGGUCAACCUUUUCUCCCAGGCAACAAGUGACAGGACAAAAAGAAGUGGCCUCAGAUUGCUCCAGAGAAGGCUUAGGUUGGACAUUGGGAAGAGUUUCUUCACAGAAAGGGUGAUUAGACAUUGGAAUGGACUGCUCAGGGAGGUGGUAGCCACCCUCGCUGGAGGUGAUAAGGAAAGACUCGACGUUUCACUUAGUGUCGUGGUGUAGUUGACCACGACUGAACGGUGGUGUUCGGUCAAAGGCUGGACUCGAUGAUCUCAGGGGUCUUUUCCAACCCAGCUCAUCCCGUGACCCUGUCACAGCGUCAUCCCCGCCAGCCGAACGCCCCGGCGCCCGCCCGAGCCACGGCCUCAGACCCUCACGCCCCCUUCACUCGCGAGAGCAGCGCUGAAGCCUCGCGAGAGCGGCCACGGCCCCGCCUUCCCGGGCGGGGAAGGUGCUCGCUGCGGUUUUUCCUUUUUUCCCGCCGCUGGCGCGCGGAGCCGCCGGGAGCCAACCAGGUAACGGCGCGCGCUCUCCUCAUCCUCCGCCGGGGAGCGAGCGCGAGCGCGCCGCCCCCCCUCCGCUCCGCCCCGGGGACGGGCCCGCCACGGCCCCUCCGGCCCCGCGACCCCGCCGGGCGCUCCUGAGGCGCUGCCCCGGCUGCCCGAGGGAGCCCCGUUCUCUCCGGCUGGGAGGCUCCCGCCGCUCGGGAGAAGCGGCGUGUGCGACAUGCCAUACCGCUCCUCUGGCGUCCCGGCUGCGGGGUGUGACCUGAGCCUGGCGGGAAGCUCCCAAGUGUUGGUCAUGGCAGGAUUUCCCAGAGCAUCCCGGCGUGUCUAUCGAAUGUACACCCCUCUUCAGAAACAGUUUCAUAACUAUGUAAUUUGAAAUACAAAGUUUGAGAGUGAGCCAGUUCUGCAAGUCAAAGAAGCUAGGAGCAGGAAAAAGCAAGAUGAAUGCAUCUGGAGGAAGCUGUGGCAGCCCUAGUUCUGCAGAACCUGCAGGAGAUUUCUUCAAAGAACUGUGGUCCAAACUGAAGGAAUGUCAUGAUAAAGAAGUACAAGGCUUACAGCUGAAAAUAUCUAAGUUGAAAAAGGAAAGAUGCUUGGAUGCAGAGAGGCUUGAAGAGUUCUAUACCAAAAACCAACAGCUCAGAGAACAGCAAAAAGCACUUCAUGACACUAUCAAGGUUUUAGAAGACAGAUUGAGAGCGGGGUUAUGUGAUCGCUGUGCUGUAACCGAAGAACAUAUGAGAAAGAAGCAGCAAGAGUUUGAAAAUAUCCGGCAGCAGAAUCUCAAACUUAUAACUGAGCUUAUGAAUGAAAAAAACAGCUUACAGGAUGAGAAUAAAAAGUUAACUGAGCAGUUCCAGCAAUUACAGAAGGAGCUAGAGAUGCAAAAGCAGCAAGCAGUGGAGGCAGAAGAAAUUAUUCCAGAUUCUCCAGUUCUAACAUCUUCAUUUUCUGUCGUUAAUCGUAUGAGAAGAAAAAAAGAGAAUAGACAUGUCCGAUAUGCAGAACAUAGAACCCCAGAUUUGGAACUUAGGGAAAGCAACAGUGAGUUUGGAAAAAUUCCACUCUUUUCCACACAAGUGAGCACUCACCAUGGAGGAGAGAUACUAGUGACAGACACCUGUGAUCCACAACUGUCCCCUGUUCCAAAUAAACCAAGAGUGGGAGGAUACCCUGUUCCAAAGCCAUCUUUUAACUUGGCUGCAGUCGUUGCAGAAACAAUUGGACUUAGUGUUGAAGAGGAAUCUGAGUCCCAGAGUGUACUGAAUCUUCCCCUCACUAAUACAGUUAUGAGCCAGGCCUCAGAGAGCAUGCAGUCUCAAGACUCAAGAAAACAUCCAGCUUCUGAAUCAAGAAAUGAUGACAACAAUUUAGGUAUUUCAGAUCCAUCUCAUAACACUCCACCAAACGAUGACUGGGAUUCUCGGGUAGCUUCUCCUGUUUUUGGAGCUUCUAGCAGCAUGAAGAACAACUCAAGUACAGUUCAUGCUCCUUGUAUUUUAGAUUCGGAAUUGAAGCCUCAUCUCAAAACCAACCUCUUCAACAAUCCAUCCAGUUCCAGAUCUCAUAAAAGUAGAUCAAAAUCUGAAGAUGUUGCUUUUGUUGCACCUCUGAAUCUUGGGACAGAAAUCAACUCGGUUAUCAGCCAGGCCUCUGUCCAUAGGCAAAUGGUUGUGAAAAAGAAUUCUAAUGAGGCUGUGACCUGUGUUGGAAACACCUGCACAGCUAAAAAUGAGGUGAUCAAGAGCGAUGUCCUCCUUGUAUACCAGAAGCAGCUAGAAGGCAGGUGUGGUAAGAGAAAGAAAGCUGAAGAUGAUCAUGAAGUUAGCUGUGAGAAAACAUCAUUCAGCAAAGAGAGCUCUGUGCCCUUUCGGUCUGAUGUUCAGCAGGUUAAUGGGGAACAUCCAGGGGAUAAGCCCUUGGAUCUGUCUGAUCGCUUCUCUGGAGUUCGUGGGCAAGAGAAAAAACAAGGAAGUGAGGAGACAUAUAAAAACAGACUGAAGCAAGUUACUCUGCAUGACAUUUUUUCACACAUAGGGAAGACCAUUCCUGAAGGUUCAUCAUCUGUUCCAAAUGCCAACAAUAAGAGCUGUUUGUUUGGCAGAGAUUUACAAGAGGAAUCCUGUGUACAAGAGGCAGUGCUGGGAAGAACAUUCCCUGACAGGAAAAACCAGAUCCCAACGAAAGAAGAAGUUCCUCCCUUCAAAUUUGCACCACUGCCGAGUUCUGCAGAGACAGAAGAACUUUUUGAUGAUGUAAAGGUUGCCAGUGGCCACGUACCAAAUAGAAAGAAAACAAGGACAGGACAUGGAGAGUCUGAACCAGCAUCUGUACUUCAGCCAAACCCUUGUAGACUAUCAAAAAGUAAAGCACAGCAAAAUGAGCAAGACCUGAAAGAUAAACCUUCUUUAGAAAACUUCCAGUGGAGCAUAGACCCAGGAGCUGACCUUUCCCAGUACAAAAUGGACAUUACUGUGAUUGAUACAAAGGGUGGUUCUCAGACCAGAGUUGGAGGGGAAGUUGUUGAUAUGGAUUAUACUUAUGUUAGUGACAGUGUGCUAUUAGAAAUGAAAAAUCAACAGCAAAAUCAGGAAAGCAGUCCACGAGGAGAAAUAACAGAUAUGUUUGAUCGAACGAGCCAUGAAGAAUAUCUAUCCUGCCUACCAGAAGAUAGUCCUCCUGCAUGUGAUGAAAGAGAAACUCUUCAUGAUGAAGAGCAGGAUAAGGGAAUAACAGCAGCAAGCAAGAAACUAAAGAAACAUGAGGAUAAACAAGAUAAAGCCAAGCAGAAAGCUUUCGUGGAGCCUUAUUUCAAAAGUGAUGAGAGAAAGAAUACUGUGUUAGAUUUUCCUCAUAUUGAGGUUAUUCGGAAAAAAGACGAAAGAAGAAAAUUACUUGGCCACACUUGUAAGGAAUGUGAAAUAUAUUAUGCAGACAUUCCAGAAGAAGAGAGAGAGAAGAAACUCGCUUCCUGUUCAAGACAUAGAUUUCGCUACAUUCCUCCAAAUACUCCUGAAAAUUUCUGGGAGGUUGGAUUUCCUUCCACCCAAACCUGUGUGGAGAGAGGCUACAUUAAAGAGGACCUUGCUCCCUGUCAACGUCCAAAAAGGCGGCAGCCUUAUGCUGUGAUGUUUUCUCCAAAAGGCAAAGAGCAGAAGACAUAAAGGAUGGGGAAGUGAGGAGUGCCAGCCUGAACUGGAUCUCUCCUGUCCGUAGAUAUUUAUAGUUAAUAUAAACUUGAAAUAAAGAACUGUGUUUUCCACAAUGAUAGAUACAUUGUUUAAUUGAAUGUGUAAAUUUUAUAAAAUUCGUUUGCAAGUCUGAUGUACCAGAAACAAAACUAUUUAAUGUACGUUUGUUUCAUAUUGUGUUAAUACAUUUUGUAUUCGUUUUUGCACCUGUCAGAAGUCUCCUACUUUAUUUUCUUUAAGGCCAGCAGCUGAAAUUCCAGCAAUUCCUGUCUGAACUUUGUGUCAGUGAGUAACUGCUUUGAAGUCACUGAAAUCAGUUGUUUUUGCAAGAGUAAAUGUCUGUCAAUGGGAACAGAAAUGACAAUUUUCUAGGGUGCUUUUAUUUUGCUCUGGAUUUUCUUGUAUUUCUUUUCUCUUGUUGCAAUACUGGUUGUAUCUAUUUGGAAUAAAGCUGCAUUAAAUAUGAAAUCUAUCUGCUGUUCAUAGUUUGGGAGUGCA